AUGAAGAAAGAAUCAUUAUCAGGAUCUCCUCCUUCAAAUAGCAUCACAUUCCCUCCAUCAUCAUCUCCAACUCUAGAUUCAUCCUCAUCAACAUCUAGUGGUCAUAGAAAUGCUUCAUCCAUUACAUCAUCGUCAUCGUUAUCAUCGGCCGCUACCAAUGCUAGUAAUUCAAGCCGCACCAAUAGUACAAGUUCAACCGAUUCUACUCAUUCAUAUAAUAGCAUCAAACAAGAAGAUACCGAAGAAGAUCUUAAUGAAUCAACCUCGGGUUCUUCGGGUCAAAAACUUCAUCCUCCUCAACCCAUUGAACAAGCUUGUGAUUCAUGUCGUAAGCGUAAAUUGAAAUGUUCAAAAGAAUAUCCAAGAUGUUCCAAAUGUAUUCAACAUAAAUGGUGUUGUUCUUAUAGUCCAAGAACUAUCAGAUCUCCUUUAACUAGAGCUCAUUUAACUGAUGUGGAAACAAAAUUAAAGAAUUUACAAGAUUUGAUUUAUUAUUUGAUUCCUAAUACUACUGAUGAAUAUGAUAUUGAUCAAUUGUUAAUGAAUAAUAAUUAUAAGACUGUUUUGAAACCAAUUGGUUUGGAUUCAUCAAGUUCUAAUGAAGAUGUAAGUAAUCAUUCUGGUGCUACUAUUAAUAGUAAUAACAGUAAUUUUCGCUUUCAAUCGAAUCUCACAAAAUCAUUAAGACAGCUGAGUCAUAGUUCUCAUCAAUCACAACAACAAUCUCAAUCACAACAAUCACACCCACAGCAACAACAACAUCAAUCUCAAUCUCAAUAUGAAGACUCUUUGAAUUCAAACUCAAUUGCUAAUUCAAUUUCUCAUUCUCCUUCAUAUUCAAUCUUUUCAAAUGAAGAUGACUCUAUGACUUCAAAUCAUCAUCAAACUCAACGUCAACCAUCUCAACACCAACAAUCUCAACAAUCUCAAGAUCAAUCUCAACCGCAACAUCAACAUCCGCAACAUCAACAUCAGCAACGUCAACAACCACAACAGCAACAAUCACAAUACCAACAUUCACCAACCCAAUUCCAAAAUAAGAAUUAUCAAUUGGAUAAUCAAACCAAAGCAAAUGUGAUGACAUCGGCUAAUGAUUUAUACUUUCCUGAUUUUGAAAAACUCGAUAAAGUUAAAAUCAAACAAGAGAUUAUUAAUGAUUUUAUUUUGAAUAACAUUCCAACUGAAGAAAAUGUCAAUUAUAAUAAUAAUUUUGCAACCAUUGCUGCUACCGUUAAUGGUAAUGGUCCAACCGCUACUAUGAGAUGUAAUGGUGGUAAUGAUAUUGGACCUGGUACAAAGAAGUUAAGUUUACCAUGUAAUGCAUUCAAAUUUGUGACACCAUCUGUAUUUAAGAGUUUCCAAUAUCAAUAUUCUCAAUCUCAAUAUCCAGCAUUACAAUCGCAAUCAUUAUCUGAUCAAGUUCAAUUUGCUAAUCAAUCAUUACAAACUUCGAGUAGUAAUUCACUUACAUCACCAAGUUCAUUAUUAUCCUUGAAUUCUUAUAAUUAUGGUGAUGAUGAUGAAGAUUCAAGAAUUCAUCAUCGUACUAUUAAAGAUGAUGAUGAUGAAUUUUUAUUAUCAACUCAACCAAUAUUGAAACGUUAUAAAACCUCCACUUCAUUAUCUACCUCAAUUUCAAAUGAAUCUGCUAAUGAACCAUUACUUGAUCAACAAUCAAAAGUUCAAUUUAAUAAUGCUUCUAUAAUUCCAAAGUCGCAUAUGGUAGCAACUUCGAAUGGAAUGAUUUCUGCUUCAAGUAUGUCAAGAUCCAAUAGUGCUAAUAGUAAUGAUGCAAGUGUUGUUUCUGGUCCUACAUCUACUAGUUCUACUAGUAAUCCAACUAAUCCAUCCACUUCGAAAUCAAAUGAUCUUGCUUUGUUUUCUGCUGAUGUUUCCAAUUAUGACUUAAUUUUUGAUGAAGUUAUGGAUGAUUCUCAUAUUAUUAAUGUUUGA
This is a messenger RNA of Scheffersomyces coipomensis, 1953 nucleotides long. It is a transcript of the gene GAL4, whose product is annotated as galactose-responsive transcription factor. Gene Ontology annotation, biological process: regulation of transcription by RNA polymerase II. Lineage: Eukaryota; Fungi; Ascomycota; Pichiomycetes; Serinales; Debaryomycetaceae. The record is from RefSeq and is a predicted model, not a curated record. The transcript has a single exon. Bases 1 to 1953 code for a protein of 650 amino acids. Gene Ontology annotation, molecular function: DNA-binding transcription activator activity, RNA polymerase II-specific; zinc ion binding.